AUGAAGUUUUCCGUGGCAGUAGCAUUGGCUUUUCGCCUCUCCGCCGAAGCGCACUGCAUCUUCCAAAAAGUCUCCGUCAACGGUGCUGACCAAGGCUCUCUCGUGGGGCUGCGCGCACCGAGAGACAACAACCCGGUCUACGAUGUGACGGGCUCCGACAUCAUCUGCCAAAAGUCGGGUAGCACCUCCGACAAAGUCAUCACGAUAGCAGCUGGUGACAAGGUCGGGGCCUGGUUCCAGCACGUCAUCGGCGGCGCACAGUUCUCAGGCGACGCUGACAAUCCGAUCGCCAAGUCCCACAAGGGCCCCGUGACGGCAUGGCUCGCUAAGGUUGACAACGCGGCUACGGCGAGCAAGGAAGGUCUGAAAUGGUUCAAGAUCUGGGAAGACACGUUCAACACGGGGAGCAAGAAGUGGGGCGUUGACAACAUGAUCUCCAACAACGGCUGGGUUAACUUCAACAUGCCGACCUGCAUCGCGCCCGGCGAAUACCUUAUGCGUGUGGAGAUCCUGGCCCUGCAUUCGGCCAAGAACAGGAUGGGUGCCCAGUUCUACAUGAGCUGUGCGCAGAUCAAGGUCACCGGCAGUGGGAGCUUCAGCCCGAGCUCGACUGUUAGCUUCCCCGGUGCAUACAAGCAGGACGACCCGAGCAUCCUGAUCAACAUCUACGGUGCUCAGGGACAGCCCGACAACGGGGGCAAGGCAUACAACGCUCCUGGAAACGUUCCGGUCAUCCAGUGCUGA
This is a messenger RNA of Neoarthrinium moseri, 744 nucleotides long. RefSeq lists its product as uncharacterized. The transcript is spliced from 2 exons. NCBI's taxonomy places the organism in Eukaryota, Fungi, Ascomycota, Sordariomycetes, Amphisphaeriales, Apiosporaceae. The record is from RefSeq and is a predicted model, not a curated record. Bases 1 to 744 code for a protein of 247 amino acids.